AUGUUCUCGCUCUCCGCCUCCUUGCGCUCGUGCGCUCGUGCCCCACCCCGCCCCUCCCUCCUCCCGCUGCAGCCCCGCGCUGCACGCAUGGCCUCCCGCAGGGCAACCCAAGCAAGCAGGCUCGUGUCCCGCAACGAGGAGCUCGCCCGCGAGGAAUCCAUCGUCGACGAGCUCCAGGAUACCACAAAGCUGCUCGACAACGCCCCCGUCCGCAUGGGCCCCGUCUCCGACUCUUUCAGUGUCGACAUCCAGAGCGACCCCCGCAAGUCCCUCAGAACCCGCAUUCCAAACUUCAUCAAGCCCACCGACUUCAAAGACCGCUCCGACGACGAGCGCAUCCGCCGCAGGCGCCCCCUCCUCGGCCCCGACGCCGCCCAGUCCCGCCAGGACGACCCCUUCCACCUCCUCGGCAUCGACCCCCUCGUCGAGGCCACAAACCCCAAGCUCCUCUCCUACUUCGUCACAGAGAUGGGCAAGGUCCGCGGCCGCGCUGAAAACAGGCUCACAUGGCACAGCCAGAGGCGUUUGACCCGCGCAAUCCGCAGAGCAAAGAAUAUGGGCGUCAUCCCCACCCUCAGCAGAUCCAUCACGCUCAAAAACCCAUGA
Molecule: messenger RNA, 606 nt
Organism: Heterobasidion irregulare TC 32-1
Lineage: Eukaryota; Fungi; Basidiomycota; Agaricomycetes; Russulales; Bondarzewiaceae
Exons: 3
Coding region: 1-606 (201 amino acids)
Biological process (GO): mitochondrial translation
Cellular component (GO): ribosome; mitochondrial small ribosomal subunit
Molecular function (GO): small ribosomal subunit rRNA binding; structural constituent of ribosome
Source: RefSeq, a predicted model, not a curated record